Messenger RNA from Mucor velutinosus, 2346 nucleotides. RefSeq lists its product as uncharacterized. Bases 1 to 2346 code for a protein of 781 amino acids. NCBI's taxonomy places the organism in Eukaryota, Fungi, Mucoromycota, Mucoromycetes, Mucorales, Mucoraceae. The record is from RefSeq and is a predicted model, not a curated record. The transcript has a single exon.
AUGCAGCUCAAAGCACAACAGUCCAUUUGGUCCUCACACUGUGGCAUCGUAUCUCUCAAUCCACAGAUCCACAUCACUAGCCUCUAUGUCUCCUCGGAUGAUCGGGCCAUCUUAUGCAAAGUACCUCACCCCAACAAUGUAUUUCCGUCCUUCACCAUUAUGAACGUUUAUGCUCCUGCUACCUUCCACCAACACUAUGCCUUCUAUGCUAAUUUACUAUGCUCGGAUUACUUUCAAGCCCUACUAACAAAUAUGACUACUGACAAUCCUUUAACCUCAGCACAUCCAGACAUCAUCGUGGGCGAUUUCAACUACAAUUUCACCCAAUUCCCAUCACAUACUAUUCCGGAUUACUCACCAUCAGUCCUCGAAUUUUUAUCCUCUGCUUAUGCUACACAAGAUCCAACAGAAGCGCCUCUCGAUCCAGACUCUCAAUUCGUAAUGCCGCAACUAGAUCAACAUCCCACACCACUCGUUCGCAGCCAAUGGAUUUGGCACGGAGUACUGCUACACCACUGCCGUGAAGUCUCUCACAAGCUCCAAACAGAUCCCCCUAUCCCCACAUUCCGCCGCGAGUCCACCUCCACAACAAUUGACUGUAUGUUCAUCUCGACCGACCUAGCUCCACUUGUCAGAAAUUCGGAUAUUCAAUUCAUUUCUCGUACCUGGACAGAUCACGCUCUGUUACGGAUUGAUCUCCAAUUUACAUCCAAUACACAUGGCACAGGUAUCUGGAAAGCCAACCCAAAUCUUGCUCAAAAUGACUACUUCAUCACCCAAAUACACUCAGCACUCGAUGAAUUACAUGCCAAUUUAGCAUCAUAUACAGAACCUCCUCCAGUUCAAAUAUCAUGGGAUGAAAUUAAGCGACUCACAAUCAGCCUCGCCAAGAAGAUCAGCCGACACAAAGCUUGCUGGCGUACACAACAUUUGAAGCAAUUUCAAAGGAAAAGGAACAAACUCAUUAAAUCCUAUCGAGGCCAAAAGGCCAUAGCCACCCAGAUCCUGAAGGUUGAACGUCUCAUCAACAACUUGCAAGAGGAACUCGUCGAAGUUGCAGCUCUACGCUCUGGCCUGCGCUGGAGAGAACAGGGUGAAAAAUCAGCGGGACUUAUGAAGCGACUCACCACACAGCGUACCAAUCGCAGAUCCAUUGACACACUAUAUCACCCGGACACCAAUGAAUUAUGCAACCAACCAGACGAUCUACAAGCAGCUGCCCAACGCUACUAUGAAAUCUUAUAUACACCCGCUCCGGUAGAUCACUCAAAUAUUUCAUACUUUACUAACCAAAUCCCACCUUCCGACAGACUCUCCAAUACCUCUCAUGACUCUCUCUGCGCUCCCUUCACUCCCGAGGACCUCAGUGAUGGAGCUUUCCGCUCUCCCAACAAAAGUAGUCCAGGUAUGGAUGGGCUCCCUUAUGAAAUCCUUAGUGUACUGUUCCAGCAUCCAGCUACAUUGAAAAUGGCUCUUCAGGUGUAUAAUGAAGCACUUUCCAUUGGCAUCUUUCCACCUUCGUGGCAACAAACCUGUCUGAUCCUUCUACCCAAGAAAGGGGAUUUGUCUCUCUUGAAAAAUUGGCGACCAAUCUCUCUAAUCAACACGGACGCUAAGAUUUUUACCCGCUUAAUUAACCAUCGACUUACGACACACCUAGGAUCCAAACUUAGCACUACUCAAAUGGGGUUUAUGCCACAACGAUUCAUUGGCGAACAAGGUUUGAUCGUUCAAUGUAUGCAGGAAAUCGCCACCAAGACCGGCUCAACUACAAUCGCUCUCCUUCUCGAUCAAGAGAAAGCUUACGACCGAGUUCACAUAGAUUAUCUUCGCGCGUGCAUGGAAGCCUUCAACAUACCGCCCACACUUACUACUGCCAUCACCUCACUAUUCUCUUCAACCACUAGUACCGUGAAUGUCAAUGGCUUCCUGUCACCUUCCUUUCAACAAGGCCGAGGUCUACGUCAAGGCGACCCACUCAGUCCACUACUCUUUAACAUUGCCUUCGACCCACUGCUUCGUGCUAUAAACAAUCACAGCAACAUCACAGGUUUCCAUUUACCCCUUGAAACUAAUCAAUCUAUGUCUAUGCCCUCCCCUCCUCCCAUCAAAGUUUUAACAUACGCGGACGACACCCUUGUGGUCCUCCGGAAUCCCACAGAAUUUGAACACCUCCAAGACAUCAUCAACCGAUAUAUGGCCUCAUCUAAUGCAUAUCUCAACUACAGUAAACCCAAGCACUCUCGUUAUCAGGUAAACCGCAUCCACACUGGAUUUCUUUCCUCCAAGAUCAGGGUAUCACCUCAUGGCACGACCGCACCGCUACCGAACCACUCACCUAUCUAG